AUGAGCUCCAGUUGGAGGACGUCGGUAAUCUCGGAGCUAUGGGACUUCGAAGGCUCAAGCACUGAAAUUGACUUCUUCUUCCGACAAUGUUUAAUGGAAAAAAAACAGUCUAAAGAGGAAUAUCAGAGCCUAGCAGCUGAUUUGAUGAAUGCUGCCACCAUGCCAAUACUUCCUGAUAAGAAGCUUUUGAGUUGUUUGAGCACGCUAGUUCGUGCUAAGCUCUUAAGUCAUUCGGACUUAAUAAACACAGUUGUAAAAUUCAAUAACAUUAGUAAAAUAGAAAGUUCUAAAGCUUUAGUUGGGUUAAUCGACUACGAAAGAAAAGAAAUAUCGUGUUCUUUCAACGAUCAAACUGCAUGUGAUAAUUUAAUAAAUUCUUGUUACUCUUUACUCAAAUGGCUUGUAAAUCUACUGAAUGAAUACAUGAAUGAGGAAUGUGAUAAACCAUUCUGCUGUGAAAUCAUCGAUCUUGUUAAUAAUAUAAUUAACGAUAAGUUUUUUUUCCACUCAAUUAAGCUUUCACUCAAUGAUCACGAAGAAAAAUUCAAGAAUGAUAUUUUGAAAGUGGUCGAAGAACUCAAAGAAUCUUUUGAAGAUGAAUAUCCUCAGCUAUUGCAACUUAAUGAUUUCUUACAAGUUUUUCUCAUACCAUUGAAGUUUGAGUCCAAUGACAUCAUAUUGGAGCUGUGCAAGAAGCAGAAUCGCUCGGGUAUCAAAAGCUUGACUGCCAUAUUCAUGACUCAAAGAACACUAACCCCCGUUGUUGAAGUUGCCGAAACGUUCAUAAACUUCUCAUCCAUCUUUGAAUAUACUGAGGAACAAUUACUUUCUGAUUUUUUUCAAGCUGCCGUACUAAUCAUGUUGGAUCAUCAAAAUAGCCGACACGACUUCCGCGUGCUAGGAUUACAGUUCUUUUUCGGUAAAAUUCCAAAAAUCUUGAAGCAUUUCAUCAAACUCGAGUACGUCAGUAAUUCAAUUCUGGAAAAAAGUCUCAAGUACUUGAUAGAAAUGUUCAAUGAGGAACUCGAUCAGUUAGAUACAAUUUUCAAAGAAAAUUUGAUGAGAAGGUUUCUUGAUGGUUUAGGAAUCUUACAUGAUCAGCAAAAACGAGCAUUGAAUGAGCUGAGAGAUGCUCAAAUAAAAGCUAAUGUAGAACUCAAUAAGAGAAUAGUAAUGAAUCCGGAAGAAAACAAGCCUCUCAAUACUAUUCUGAAGGGUAGCGGUUUGCGAGCUUCAGUUGAAAAGAUUUGGGAUUUCAAGGAAAAAUUGGAUAUGAUGGUUCCCAAAUUAUAUGGAACUCAUGGAAUUCUUCUGGAUUCUAUUAUAGGUUCUUAUUGCGCUGGGGGGAAUGUUACAGAGCUUUCUAGGAAACUAGCAUCAUACUGCAAAGAAGCUGAAAAAGAGGUACUAUCUUCUGAACGAGCUCGAUUGUUCGAUGGAUAUUACGUGUGCUUGAUGAGGUUAUCUAUUUUCUACCCCUGCGUGAAAUUGGAAGAGAUUGUGUCAGGAGCUGAUACAAACUCUCCUGAAAAUAAAAAAGGCGUGUUUUAUCGUUGGUGUAAUAACUUUGUCCUACCUAAAAAAGAAGAAAACUCAAAAUCCGCUCAGGACUUUCCUUCGGUUUCCGAUGAUCAGAAGAGGGAGUUCAAAGAAAGAAUUCUUCAUCUGCAGGAUGGUGAACCGUUUUGGAACGAGCAAACACAAACAAGCAGGGAUAUUAUCGAAAUGAUCCCAUUAAUCGGAAGCGUUCUGCUCGAUUUCUGCAGGGACAAGCGUUCAGAAACAGAAUACUUGCACAAUGCCUUUAAAAACGUUGUCUCCUGCUUUCGUCAUGUUGCUUCUUCGAUGAUAUGUUUAUCACAAUGGCUAGAGAAUCAGGAAUCGAAUGACAUUCGAAGAACGAUGGGCAUUUGUGUUUUGCAAGGAAUCGAAGAACAGUAUAAAUGGAUCCCAAAAGAAACAGCCGAGAACUCUAUAUGGCCUGUCAUUCGCAACAUAUGCAAUUACUACUUGAGUGACAUAUGCAAUCCUGUUUUGCCCCAUCCUCUCUCCAUCACAUUGAAAUCCAUAGCUAUCAGAAGUUUCCCAAAUUGUUCACGUUUGCAGGUUCCCGAUCCUAAUAUAUUGAAAGAUGUAUGGCUUUAUGCUCAACGACAGAAUUGGUUUAACCACAAGACUCUAUCUUUGAUAGAUCGUUGUAAUCAAGCUGAAGAUCAUAGGACCUGGAUUAGGUUUUUCAUUAAUUAUUUGAUGAGAUUAAUGGCUCAGGAUGUAAUGGCGAAAGCAUUGGAGUUUAUCUGUGCUAUCCUUUUGCUUGAUCCUAUCAAUUCCAUUCUUAUUAUUCUCGAGCUUCUAUUCGAGUACCUGCUUCAAAUUGAGAAAAGCCCGGACGAAUUAGAAGAAAGUGAUAAAUCAUCUUUCAAAAAGCCUAAAGGUCACGAUCAUGCUGUGGAUGGAUCAGGCAUUCAACAUGAAGCUCCUCAUGUUUUGCCUCUCGUCAAGCUGACGGUUCAGGUUAUGUUAAUAGGAGUAUGGCUAGUGGAUUUCAAAAAAGGUUUUAAUAAAAAAGAAAUAGAAAGUGAACCUGAUAUGAAACGAUUGAAAACUGAAAGCGAUAUGGAAACUAGUAAGAUGUACCAAAAAGAUUUCAAACAAACGACUGCCAUUCAAGGGGAUGCUCAAUUAGAUUUAAUCCUUCCUACAAUUAGAAAAUGCAUCCAACACAUGAACAAGGAAGUUAAACAGGGCAUAUUCACUCCUGCUGUCUCGGCUGUAAUGCACAUUGUGAAAAACAUAGCAGCCUCUUCAAAUAAUAGGUGCAAAGACAUAUUAUUAACACUGAUUCCUCCAGAUUUAGUUUUUCGAAUGGGCCUAGCUGAUCCUUGCUUUGUGCCAUUUGAAAUGUUUCAAACAUUUUGUGAUCCUAAAAACUUUGAACAUUCACAAAAGCGUGUUCGGUUUUUAUGUAUGUUACGGACCGCUGGCGCUUUAUAA
Auanema sp. JU1783 is the source of this 2994-nucleotide messenger RNA. Lineage: Eukaryota; Metazoa; Nematoda; Chromadorea; Rhabditida; Rhabditidae. The record is from the annotation of a GenBank genome assembly.